AUGCCCAAGCAGUGUGAGCUCCUGGGCACCUGGGAAUCAUCUUACCUAACCCUCGUCACUGCUAACGGGUCUCCUGUGUCACAUGACCCCCCUGAGUCCAUGAUGGUCCCAGAAGCUUCCCUCGUGGUGUACGGGACCCCUGGCAGCAUCGCUGAACAUGAAAUCAAAAGACAGGUCACCGCAAUUUUCAGCUUGCCGACAUCUCACCAAACCUGCGGAGUACACUUGUCAAAAUUCACCGAGAAGUUCACCGAAAGCCACUUUCUCACGUGCUGUGUCUUCCAGGUUUCCGUGCAAUCCUCCAGGUUGAAGGAGUCGAGACAUUCCAUGAUCCCUCUCUCAGCUGCAAAGGUCUUUCGAGGCAGGGCCUCUUACAGGAACAUUUCCAGCUCAUCUGGGACAGAGAUGACUCCUCUCGACGAAGAGAAUCCGGAUGCGAUGAUGAACGGCCAAAACAUCGGACCGAGGUACCCGAAAGCCGUGAACUGGACCAGCAGCCCAGGAAGUCGCGGCCAGGAGAGUUACCCACUAGCAGUGUGGGACAUGGGCCACGAUGUAGGCCAUGCAGCCAAAGCGCCAACGAGGGAAGUCAAAGUAGUGUCACGAGAUGCGCAUGGGGGGCCGCGAAAAUCAUGGGAAGGAAAAUGGGAAGCGAAUCGACUUGUCAUAUUUGGGCCUCACUGCAUCAUCCGUCUGAAAACUACCCAGUCCAAUAAAUUCCUGCUGUCCCGUCGUCUUGGAACUUGGAAUGCGGGAGAGUUGACGAUUUUCGACGGCAUCGUGCAGACAUGGGAGGGGAAAGGGGAGAGGGGAAAGGGGGGCAACAGCACCAACAACUUCACCGGAUAUGCAAGACAACCCCCCGUGACGUCCCGGCAGCCUGGACAUGUCUCAACACCCAACGUACGAAGAACGCAUGGCCUGGCCCCUCAGGGAGGAGGGGAAAACAGGGUGAAGAACAAUGUGUUACCGGACGGCCCGGACCCAUCGGACAUCCUAUUGCUCCUCCGGACCCGGAACCCGGAGCCCGGACUUUGGAGCGCAGGGCUGAAGAACAAUAUGAAGAACGCAAGUCACGUUCCGACUGUGGGGGUUGCAUGCAGCAUGUAUGAUGUAUUUCAGUAUCUGCAGCGAACCAUCUUCCUGGCCCAGCUCGACCAACACGCCGCCCUGAAGGACCAAGGCAGCAAGCAGCCAGCAGCCAGCAGCCAGCCCAGCUCUCUACUCCCGCCUGACGAUCCUCUCCCCGAGUCUGAGUCCUGA
Messenger RNA from Sodiomyces alkalinus F11, 1263 nucleotides. RefSeq lists its product as hypothetical. The transcript has 14 exons. The record is from RefSeq and is a predicted model, not a curated record. The coding region runs from base 1 to 1263 and encodes 420 amino acids. Lineage: Eukaryota; Fungi; Ascomycota; Sordariomycetes; Glomerellales; Plectosphaerellaceae.